GGGAGUUUGACAAUAUUCUGGUUGACUGUAACCUAACAUAGUAGGGUAAAGGUUGUCCUAUUACAUAUAAAUAUAAACAAGUCAAUAUUGCAAAAUGGCAACCAACCCGAAAGAUAUCGAGGCCCAGCUGUCUGAGGAGAGCCCGCCCCCAGCAUAUGAUUCAACUGCAAACAACGCGCCCCCAAAAUACACCUCUCCAGAUGCCCUGCCACCUUCCUACGAUUCUUUGUACGGCAAGGUGAAAGCAGCGAAGACUGACUCUGAUGGCCAUGUUGACUUUUGCAAGAAACUCCUCAUCAUCCUCUGCAGUACAAUUGGCUGCACCAUCCUCAUUGCUAUUGUUCUGGCUAUCCCGGUCACUAUGAUUGUAAUGGGUGCUGUGCACAAGGACAACUGCCCUGCGGAGAGGAUGAUCCCUAUCUACCUGAUUGUGGGUGGGGCAUUCGGCAUUGUGAAGAACCUGUCGAGCCUCAUGCAGCGCUGUAUGAACAAAGAUAAGGAGGAUGGAGAUGAGCAGAACGCAAAAACAAACCCUUUUGAUUCAAUCCUCAACUGUUUCCUGUUUGCCUGGUUCAUAGCUGGUAAUGUGUGGAUCUACCGUACAAAGGACGAGUGGACGAGUGACCCUGUCGCGGCCAAUUACUGUGACCCAUCCUUGUACUGGUUUGCGUUCUGGCUAACCACAUCCACCUACAUCCUCAUGGGCACCAUGUGCUGCUGUAUCUGCUUUGGUGGCAUCCUUGCCACCUGCUGCGGGGCUAUAUCAGGGGAAAAGUGAACAACAGCAGUGAUCAACAAUAGGGGUGGGGGUGUUAGGGGUAUAACUGACACAAAGGGGAACUCAAUAGGGGAUACUAGGGCUAGGGUUAGGGGACAAAUGACACAAAGGGGAACUCAAUGGGGGAUACUAGGGCUAGGGUUAGGGGACAAAUGACACAAAGGGGAACUCAAUAAGGGAUACUAAGGCUAGGGUUAGGGGACAAAUGACACCAAGGGGAACUCAAUGGGGGAUACUAGGGCUAGGGUUAGGGGACAAAUGACACAAAGGGGAACUCAAUAGGGGAUACUAGGGCUAGGGUUAGGGGACAAAUGACACAAAGGGGAACUCAAUGGGGGAUACUAGGGCCCUAUGUGGAGAAAAACUAACUUACACAAUCAUUCACAUGAAAACAUGCAAAGAUUUCUGAUCUGUAUUAAAGAGGUGUUGUUUAAUGUCCGGAAGAAGAUUUUAUUUGUUUUUGUGGAGAUUGAAUCUUUUAGUUAUGUAACACAUAACUGUCGGGCAGUAGAUCUUGGACAGGAGUAAAUCUCACAAUUUUAACUCCGAAGUUCGCUUUGUUUUGAAAGAAACAUUUCAAGUGUCUGUGUGAAAUGGAUUGGGUGUUCUCGAUGAAUAUUUUUUUUGUGGGAACAAGCUGUUUUUUAAUUCAAUUGACUGACUAUCCUUCAGAGACAAGGUGCGUCAAACAUCAAAGAAUGUCAUGUUUUCACAUAAGUUAAAAGGAGUAAAGUACUGCUAACAAUACUUUUUUAAUUGCAAGAAGAGUGUCAUAUUUCAUUUCAAUUGUUUUGAAGGAAUUGAAACAAAAAAAAGAUGAUUUUUGACACAUUAUCCUCAAACCUAUUUUGGAACUUAAUUUUUUUUUUAAAUAAUUGGCGUAUUUGCUAUGUUUCUUAUAGGAAAAAGCUGAAGUUUACAGCUUAGAAAAAUAUCUGACAUCUCAAAAAAUGGGAAAGUAUCUUGAAUGAUAAUAAUAACAAAUUCCAAAAUAUCUUUAAACAAGUAAAUAACAUCUCGUGCAAUACUUUGAUUUUUUUUAUAAAAUCUACUACAAGAAUUGAUGAAUAUUGAGCAUUUUACUCACCCUAACCCUAACCUUAACCCACAGGUGAUUUUAUUGAUGCUUAAAAUGUGGAGGAUGUUUUUCUUGUCUUUAUCAUGCUUUUGGAAUCUAAGAUGUAUGAAUACUAUGUAUCAAAUACUUUGUUUUAAAAAAAUUCAGAAUUUUAGUCGAAUAAUGUUUAAGAAACUUAUUCAGUGAUAUUCAUGAAUGAAAUAAUGAAAUUACAUGGAACAUGGCUCAUUUUGUUUUAAAUUCAUCACUUAAGUUUAAACCCAAGAGAAGUUAUUGAAGGGGAACAUUGUUAUUAUGUGUCAAUAUAAAUUUGUUUUUGGUGAUUUGUUACUUUAAUGAAUAUAUAUAUAUAUCUCCUAAAUUAACUAGUAAUACUCUUUAUAUAACUUUAUUAUGGUAGUUAAGUGACUAGAUGUAUUUGUAGUAUGUAUUUAUUCAAUAUUGGCAUAGGGGUAAGGGUAUUUUUAUUGUAUCUAUUUUCUUAACUAAUAAAAUAUGAAAAUUAUCUUGAACAUUCAGAUUUGAUUAAAAGGAAAGAGUCAUUCAAAACUUGUUUAAAAUAUGAAAGUUUACCUCUGUGUCUAUUAUGCUUCAACUGAAAUGUGAAAGGUUCACACUGUGUCUAUAAUGCUUUAACUGUGAAAUAUGAAAGGUUCACACUGUGUCUAUUAUGAUUCAACUGUGAAAUGUGAAAGGUUCACACUGUGUCUAUAAUGCUUUAACUGUGAAAUGUGAAAGGUUCACACUGUGUCUAUUAUGAUUCAACUGAAAAAUGUGAAAGGUUAACACUGUGUCUAUAAUGCUUUAACUGUGAAAUGUGAAAGGUUUACACUGUGUCUAUUAUGAUUAAACUGUGAUACUUGAUUGAUGUAUUUGUGCAUUUGUUUGUAUAAACUUAUUUAUUUUUUAAUUUUCAAGCAAUGCUAUUUGAACAACAAACUUAUUGGCAUUAUAAUGUGAUUAAAAGCUCCAUAAUGUGCCCAACAUGUAUUGUGUAAGUUGAUCCAGGUUUGAAUGUUAAUCUUAUUUUGCUCUGGUAUAGUGUUGUCUGGAUCUACUUUGUCUAUUCUUCAACUGUUCAGAUUUAACAUUGUUUUGAGCUGCUAUAUUCCGUGCUAUAACUGUCAGCUUUAACAUUGAUUUUAUCUGCUGUCGUCUAUGCUAUAAGUUUUCGGGUUUAUAAUUGAUUUGAUCUGCUGGCGUCUAUGCUAUAACUGUUCUGGUUUAUAAUUGAUUUGAUCUGCUGUUGUCCAUGCUAUAACUGUUCGAUUUAACAUUGUCUUGAUCUGCUGUUGUCUAUGUUAUAACUGUUCGGGUUAAACAUUGAUUUGAUCUGCUGCCGUCUAUGCUAUAACUGUUGGGGUAUAGUUUUGUCUUCAUCUGCUGUUGUCUAUGCUAUAACUGUUCAAGUUUAACAUUGUCAUGAUCUGCUGUUGUCUAUGCUAUAACUCUUCGAUUUAACAUUGUCUUUAUCUGCUGUUGUCUAUGCUAUAACUCUUCGAUUUAACAUUGUCUUUAUCUGCUGUUGUCUAUGCUAUAACUGUUCGGGUUAAACAUUGAGUUGAUCUGCUGUUGUCUAUGCUAUAACUGUUGGGGUAUAAUUUUGUCUUGAUCUGCUGUUGUCUAUGCUGGGGUAUAAUUUUUUCUUGAUCUGCUGUUGUCUAUGCUAUAACUGUUGGGGUAUAAUUUUGUCUUGAUCUGCUGUUGUCUAUGCUGGGGUAUAAUUUUUUCUUGAUCUGCUGUUGUCUAUGCUAUAACUGUUGGGGUAUAAUUUUGUCUUGAUCUGCUGUUGUCUAUGCUGGGGUAUAUUUUUUUCUUGAUCUGCUGUUGUCUAUGCUAUGACUGUUCAAGUUUAACAUUGUUUUGAUCUGCUGUUGUCUAUUCUAUAACUGUUCGAGUUGAACAUUGUCUUGAUCUGCUGUUGUCGAUGCUAUAGCUGUUCAGGUUUAACAUUGCUUUGAUCUGCUGUUGUCGAUGCUAUAACUGUUCGAGUUUAACAUUGUCUUGAUCUGCUGUGGUCUAUGCUGUAACUAUUCGGGUUAAACGUUGUCUUGAUUUGCUGUUGUUGAUAUUAUAACUGUUCUAGUUCAACAUUGUCUAGAUCUGCUGUGGUCUAUGCUUUAACUGUCCGAGUUUAACAUUGUCUUGAUCUGCUGUGGUCUAUGCUAUAACUCUUCGAUUUAACAUUGUCUUGAUCUGCUGUGGUCAAUGCUUUAACUGUUCGAGUUUAACAUUGUCCUUAUCUGCUGUGGUCUAUGCUAUAACUGUUCUAGUUUAACAUUGUCUAGAUCUGCUGUGGUCUAUGCUUUAACUGUCCGAGUUUAACUUUGUCUUGAUCUGCUGUUGUCUAUGCUAAAACUGUUCAGGUAUAACAAAAAAUUGAGGUAUUGUUCUAAUGUUGGUAAAAUGUUACGUUCAAUCAAGAUUUUGUGAACCUCAAUGAUAGCCUGCAUUUAAAAUGUUCCCAUGUAACUGAUAAGUGACAAUAUAUAUCUUGACUAUGC
This is a messenger RNA of Mya arenaria, 4360 nucleotides long. Its product is annotated as transmembrane protein 272-like. NCBI's taxonomy places the organism in Eukaryota, Metazoa, Mollusca, Bivalvia, Myida, Myidae. The transcript has 6 exons. The coding region runs from base 95 to 778 and encodes 227 amino acids. The record is from RefSeq and is a predicted model, not a curated record.